AUGGACUGGGGCACGCUGCACACGUUCAUCGGCGGCGUGAACAAGCACUCCACCAGCAUCGGGAAGGUGUGGAUCACGGUCAUCUUCAUCUUCCGCGUCAUGAUCCUCGUGGUGGCCGCCCAGGAGGUGUGGGGGGAUGAGCAGGCCGACUUCGUGUGCAACACGCUGCAGCCCGGGUGCAAGAAUGUGUGCUACGACCACUUCUUCCCCGUGUCCCACAUCCGGCUCUGGGCGCUGCAGCUCAUCUUCGUGUCCACGCCGGCCCUGCUGGUGGCCAUGCACGUGGCCUACUACAGACACGAGGCCGCGCGCCGGUUCAGGCGCGGGGAGAAGAGAAGCGAGUUCAAGGACUUGGAGGACAUCAAACGGCAGAAGAUCCGGAUCGAGGGCUCCCUGUGGUGGACCUACACCAGCAGCAUCUUCUUCCGCAUCAUCUUUGAGGCCACCUUCAUGUACGUGUUCUACUUCCUGUACAACGGGUACCACCUGCCCUGGGUGCUCAAAUGUGGCAUCGACCCCUGCCCCAACCUCGUGGACUGCUUCAUCUCCAGGCCCACGGAGAAGACUGUCUUCACCAUCUUCAUGAUCUCCGCGUCCGUGAUCUGCAUGCUGCUCAACGUGGCCGAGCUGUGUUACCUGCUGCUCAAGGUGUGUUUCAGGAGAUCCAAGCGAGCACAGAAGCAAAGAACCCCCCCCAACCAUGCCCUCAAAGAGAGUAAACAGAACGAAAUGAAUGAGCUGAUUUCCGAGAGCGGGCAAAACGCCAUCACGGGGUUUCCUAGUUAA
Molecule: messenger RNA, 786 nt
Organism: Mesoplodon densirostris (Blainville's beaked whale)
Lineage: Eukaryota; Metazoa; Chordata; Mammalia; Artiodactyla; Ziphiidae
Gene: GJB6
Product: gap junction protein beta 6
Exons: 1
Coding region: 1-786 (261 amino acids)
Biological process (GO): cell communication
Cellular component (GO): connexin complex
Source: RefSeq, a predicted model, not a curated record